This is a messenger RNA of Psilocybe cubensis, 1023 nucleotides long. RefSeq lists its product as uncharacterized. The record is from RefSeq and is a predicted model, not a curated record. Gene Ontology annotation, biological process: DNA-templated transcription initiation; RNA polymerase II preinitiation complex assembly. Lineage: Eukaryota; Fungi; Basidiomycota; Agaricomycetes; Agaricales; Agrocybaceae. Gene Ontology annotation, cellular component: SAGA complex; transcription factor TFIID complex; SLIK (SAGA-like) complex. Gene Ontology annotation, molecular function: TBP-class protein binding; DNA binding; protein heterodimerization activity. The coding region runs from base 1 to 1023 and encodes 340 amino acids. The transcript has 6 exons.
AUGAGUGCAAAUCCCAAUCCAACAGCCGGGCCAAGCUCGGGAACGGUACAGCCAGACCAGCAGAGCGUAGAGGUGAUAAAAGCGCUGGGAAACAUCAUCAAAACACAAACCGGAGAGCCUAUUACAAAUGAAAGGAUAUCGACCCUUCUUCUCCAGAACAUGGCUCAGCUCGUGCAACAGGGCAAGCUGACCCAGCGACAGAUCAUUCAGCUUAAGGAAUUUGCGGAUCAGCACAAAGCACAACCUGCUAAUGCAAAUGCCACCGCGGCCACGCCGACGAGUGCUGCCACGCCUGGAGGACAUGUACCUACCGGUGCUAAUACUGCAACAGAAAAUACAAGCAAACCGGCCACCCCAAUGCCUAUCCAAUCAUCUGGCAUGCAAUCUGCGAUUAAAGCUGGUACAUCGGACAGUCUUCCUAGCCUUGCUGCAUCCCCUGCAGACUUCUAUCCAACAAUAAGCACUACACUGAAUACAACGAAUCCUGGUCCUGUUCCUUGGGCGCAGACGCGACCGACACUCACCGGUGGUAUAGCUGCUGGCCGUAUGUCAGGAACCCCUGCCCAGGUCGCGCGACCUGCAGACGAUCCGUCCAUUCUAACAACAGACGAUAGCCGGACGCGGCGGAAGAGCACCCCAGGAGAUCAGAGUAUGCGAAGAACGAUUCAAGAUCUGGUUUCUAGCGUCGACCCCAACGUGAAGAUUGACCCAGAAGUGGAAGAUCUACUUCUCUCAAUCGCAGACGAGUUCAUCGACUCGGUGACCAACUUUGCAUGUCGACUAGCAAAACAUCGCGGUUCAGAUACACUGGAAGUUCGAGAUUUGCAGCUUCAUCUUGAACGCAACCACAACAUCCGUAUUCCUGGCUUUGACGAGACGCGUAUUUCAUUGGCGCAAUCGUCAGCUGUUCCUUCACUUCCAGCUGCCUCGGGAAAGAAGGGUGCUCAAGGACCCCAUUUGACUUUGCGAAGUCAGCGUCUUGCUCAAGUCCAACAAGCGAAGCGAGAGGCGAAACUGAUGUGA